AACUCAACGCCUCAACGCCUCAACGCUCAUGCAGCUCAUGCUUCUUCUGUGAUCGCAGUGCGCGCACUGCGCUUGUGCCCGUUAGUACCGAGUACUGUUUGUACAAGGCUGGUACUAUCAGUCAUUGCUAGUCUUCUGUAGUUACAGAGCCCCCGUUUAGCCGUUCAUCACCUUGUGUUCACUUACGGAGCUACUUUCAACAGCCUGUGUUCCUUGCUCGGAUAUGGGUGACAAAGAAAAUCAGCCUCAAAACUCGACUGCUGCUGACGGUAGCUCGCAAGCAAAGACCGAUGAUGCCUCAAAGAAGAAAAGGGCGAGCGCGGAGUGGCGCCUGCAGGAUUUCGAAAUAGGAAGGCCGCUGGGCAAAGGAAAGUUCGGAAAUGUGUACCUAGCACGGGAGAAGAAGAGCAAGUUUGUUAUUGCCCUCAAGGUCAUGUUCAAGUCCCAGCUGCAGAGUAACAAUGUUGAACACCAGCUACAAAGGGAAAUUGAAAUCCAAUCACACCUCAGGCACCCACAUAUCCUGAGGCUAUAUGGGUAUUUCCAUGAUGACACUAGAGUAUAUCUUAUCCUUGAGUAUGCUCCCAAAGGAGAAUUGUACAAAGAACUCACCAAGGCCAAGAUGUUUGAUGACAAGAAGUCUGCAAGUUACAUCUAUCAAGUCUGUGAUGCCCUGAAGUACUGCCACAGCAAAAAGGUCAUACAUCGAGACAUAAAACCAGAAAACAUCCUUAUUGGCGCCAACGGUAUGCUCAAGAUUGCAGACUUUGGUUGGUCUGUACAUGCCCCAUCAUCAAGGCGCGCCACCAUGUGUGGCACCAUGGACUAUCUUCCGCCAGAGAUGAUCGAAAACAGUGUCUACGAUGAAAAAGUGGACCUCUGGGCCGUUGGUAUCCUGAUCUACGAGUUCCUUGUAGGUAGGCCCCCAUUUGAGGCAAACACUACUGCAGCGACGUACGACCGAAUUCGCCGUGUGGACCUUCGGUUUCCAGCUCACGUCUCGGAUGAUGCCAAGGAUCUUAUUUCCAGGCUACUGAAAAAGGAUCCUAAGCAGAGGCCAACCAUUGAAGAAGUUAUGGCGCAUCCUUGGGUCACAAGCAAUCUGGAACCUAGCUUGUAAUUGUAUAAUAUUAAUAGACUUGUAUAAGAGUUUAAAUUGGAGUAUUUCCUAAUCUAAAAUCUGCAAAGUUUACAGGAGUUUUAGGUUAGCUAUCUACAGAGAUUUAGAGUAGGAAAUACUUUGAAAAUUUAAACUCUGCGUGUACAUAUUUGUGCUUUUUUUUUUUUCAUUUUGUGACAUCGCAGGUAUCCAUUGGCCAUGGCUGAGCAGCCUGAUGUGCUAGGACGCUACUUUGAAUAAAUGCACUCCUCUCUCUCUCUUUUUUUUUUCUUCCAAACUUUGCUGCUCCCAUGGCAUUUUAUAGUUUUAAUAGUGUUUUACCUGUACGACCUGUCACAAAAUCUGAUGUGUUGCUAUUCAUUUGAAGCCCUGCUGUAAGGUCCUUGGGCAAUUAUAGCACGGUGGCGACAAUAAAGAAUUGUGA
Rhipicephalus sanguineus (brown dog tick) is the source of this 1544-nucleotide messenger RNA. Its product is annotated as aurora kinase A. Gene Ontology annotation, cellular component: spindle microtubule; spindle midzone; chromosome passenger complex. The record is from RefSeq and is a predicted model, not a curated record. The coding region runs from base 224 to 1120 and encodes 298 amino acids. Gene Ontology annotation, molecular function: protein kinase activity; ATP binding. NCBI's taxonomy places the organism in Eukaryota, Metazoa, Arthropoda, Arachnida, Ixodida, Ixodidae. Gene Ontology annotation, biological process: regulation of cytokinesis; mitotic spindle organization; protein phosphorylation. The transcript is spliced from 9 exons.